Molecule: messenger RNA, 656 nt
Organism: Ilex paraguariensis (yerba mate)
Lineage: Eukaryota; Viridiplantae; Streptophyta; Magnoliopsida; Aquifoliales; Aquifoliaceae
Source: the annotation of a GenBank genome assembly
CAGUGGUAUCAUCAAUUGUCAAGAGUGGUUCUAAGACAGGAUACACAACAUUUUUAGUUAUUGGUCCAGAAUUUCUCAAGAAUGACAUUCGCAUUAAACCUGAUUUUGAUGCUCUUGGAGUUUUGGAUGAUACUGGGUGGUACUGCACCAGGGCAAUCUUAUGGGCUAAUGAAUAUGAACUGCCUAAAACAGCAACGACUUUGCCUUUGCCUGAAUCCAAUGAAGCAUGUGUGAUUCUAUCUUGCGGUGCUUUAUUACGCUGGACAGAUGGGAAAACAACAACCUUCUAUUGCUCUUUCCUAACUAAUUUGACCAUGGACAUAACAGCUCUUGGAACAAAUGGAUAUCUGCGUGUGCAUGACUUUGUUAUUCCUUUUCAAGAGAAAGGUGCACCAUUUUAUGAAGCCUCAAACUCGAGGUUUGCAAAACUCUCUAUAGGGAUUGAACUUGUACCAAGUGAGCACGCGAUCGAUACAAAUCUUCCUCUGGAAGCCCUCAUGGUACGGGAGUUUGCUAUUUUGGUUGCUGGUAUUAACAAAAAAGGUGUGUCGCCUAAGAAGAAUUGGCCUACCAUUAGUAGAAAGACACAACUGGCGAUGGAUGGUGUCAUGGCAUCAAGUGAGAAGGGUUUUGAGCCUGUUGAAGUGGUGUCUUGA